AUCAACCACCUAUACUGCUGCUGUUGCAUCAAGCUACACGGCGCAAGGUUCUGCCCCCUCAAUUUGGAUACGCUGCUCCACACAGCCUAGCUAUGAUAUGCAGCCACCACCACAGGCCACGUAUGGCCAGGGUGCUUAUGGGUAGCCUCCGCAUGCUCAGAAGCCGCCUUCAUCUGCUCCGUAUGGACAGGCACCACCUACUCAGGCUGGUUAUGGGCAGUAUGGAUACAGUCAGCCAGGCUAUGGUGCACCACCGCCUUCCCUGGUGCACCCACUGCUAGCCAGCCAGGCUAUGGCCACUAGCAGUCAUAUUGUGAUCGUUAUGCUACUGGUACCUAUGGGCUGCCUACAACGUAUUCUACUGAAGUUACAACACCUGACGCGUCCCAGGACCAAUCCACCUCCGGACCUGCGCCUUACCACAACAACUGCCAUUCCUGCUCCUGUUAAUAGUCCCCCCCCCCAAAAAAAAACCCUCUUCGAAUUAGGUUUAAAUCGGCAUGUAAGUGAAGGCGUAUUUCUCCUUCACGCCUUAGACGUUGACCCCCCUCCCCCUGGUGUAGUACUGUUUAAUCAGGCAGACCCGUUCUGGCUCACAAUACCAUUUCUCUUUUUCUAAAAUCCAGGAAAUCAUCAUCUUUCGAAAGAUUCAAGGACGUUCGAGGAGUGACCAAAACCAUUGAAGACUUUGCUGAGCGAGGCAAGCAACCUACUUUGAUCAUGUUGAACCCAUAUUUGCAUUACACUUACAAUUAUUUUUCAUGCAUAAAGUAUUGUUUACUAGUAUUGCUAUGUUUAGUAAAUUAGCUAGGGUUUAACUACCCUAUGUCCUUGAUAUUAACACCCCUUUGACAUUCUUAUGCUAAGUAAAUUAGCUAGGGUUUAGCUAUGCUCUAUAUGCUUGGUAUUGACACCCUCCUUUGACAUUCUUAAUACCCCUCCUUUCUAACCAUGUAGUGGUCAAAUAAACGUGGGUUGUAUGUGCAAGUUUAAUAGUAAUGCUUAGCCAUGCUAGUCGCAUAAAUCAUAGGACUUGGGAAGAAUCUUUAUUACUCAUAAAUGUUUUACAAAAACCCAAGGGUGUCACUAAUGCCCAUGGGAUGAUUCUGAAAAUAAGGUUUUACAAAAUGGAGAUGAAGUGGAGAUUUAGUUAGGUGAUUGUGAUCUUGACGAGUAUAGUCAAAGAUGUCAGUGGAUUAUGAAAAUUUAUGUAUAGUAAAUGAGCAUGGUGGUUAUUAUAUUGGCGGAUAAAUGGAUCUUUAAUAAACUUGAAGCAAUUUGGAUUUAGUUAGGCGAUUAUGAUCUUGAACCAAAUUUCAUGGUGGAUUACGAGAUUUUGAUGCAUUUAUUUAGUUCAUUGUGAUCUUGAGGAGAUAGUCAAAGAUGUUUGGUGGAUUAAUUAACCUUGGACAAUUUGGAUUUAGUUAGGUGAUUGUGAUAUUGAACCGUAUUUCAUGAUGGAUUAUGAGAUUUUAGGUGGAUUUAGUUACGUGAUUUAAUCUUGAGAAGAAAGUCUAAAAUGUUUGGUUGAUUAUGAGAGUUUAGGUAUGUAGAUGAGCAUGGUGAUUAUUAUAUUGGUGGAUAAAUAGAUUUUAAUUUUGUUUGGAACAUUUUGUAUUUAGUUAAGUGAUUGUGAUCUUAAGCCAAAUUUCACUGUGGAUUAUCAGGUGUUGCUUGGAUUUAGUUAGGUGGUGUGAUCUUGAUGAGCUAGUAAAAGAUGUUUUGGUGGAUUAUGUGAAUUUAGGUCUAGUAGGUGAGUAUGGUGUUAAUUAUAUCGGUUAAGUAAGUAAAUUUUAAUAAACUAGAGAAAAUUUGGAUUUAGUUAGGCGAUUGUGAUCUUGAACCAAAUUUCAUGGUGGAUUACGAGAUUUUAGAUAGAUUUAGUCAGUUGAUUGUGAUCUUGAGGAGAUACUCAAAGAUAUUUGAUGGAUUAAUUAACCUUGAACAGUUUGAAUUUAGUUAGGCUACUUCGAUAUUGAGCCGAAUUUCACGAUGAUUUAUGUGAUUUUAGGUGGAUUUAGUUAAGUUAUUAUGCUCUUGAGAAUAUGGUCAAAGAUGUUCAGUGGAUGUUAAGAUUUUAGGUCUAGUACGUGAGCAUGGUGACUAUUAUAUUAGUGGAUAAACAGACCUUUAAUUUAGUUUGAAACAAUUUGAAUUUAGUUAGAUGAUUGUGAUAUUUUAAGCAAAUUCACGGUGGAUUUUGAUGUUUGGGUUAGAUUUAGUUAGGUGAUUGUGAUCCUCGCGAGAUAAUCAAAGAUGUUCGAUGGAUUAUGUGAGAAUUUAUGUCUAGUAAGUGAGCAUGGUGGUUAUUAUAUUGGUGGAUAAAUGGAUUUUUAGUAAAUUUCGAGUAAUUUGGAUUAGUUAGGCGAUUGUGAUUUUGAAUCAAAUUUCAUGGUGAAUUACGAGAUUUUAAAUUAAUUUAAUUAGUUGAUUGAGAUCUUGAGGAGAUAGUCCAAGAUGUUCGGUUGAUUAAUUAAUCUUUUAUUGACACAGUACAGACGCGAGUGCUCAUAUAAACGCGCAUACACUUACCCUUAUGAACGCACACACGCACACCCUAUCCUUAUGAGCACCUUUGAGAGACUGAGUUGGCAUAUCAUCUUGAGAUUUUACAAAGUUACCGUAGGCGUCUCGUAGUCGACAGGAACAAUUUGGAUUUAGUUCGAUGAUUGAACCAAAUUUCUCGGUGAUUUAUUUGAUUUUAGAUGGAUUUAUUUAGGUGAUUGUGCCUUGAGAAGAUAGUCAAUGUUCGUUGGAUUAUGAGAUUUUAGUUAUGGAAAUGAGCAUGAUAUUUAUUACAUUGGUAGAUAAACAUAUAUUUGAGUUAGUUUGGAUCAAUUUGGAUUUAGGUAUGUGAUUAUGAUCUUUUAACCAAAAUUUUACGGUGGAUUAUGAGGUUUUUGUUAGAUUUAGUUAGGUGAUUGAGAUCUUGACGAGCUAGUAAAAUAUGUUCGGUAGAUUAUGUGAAUUUAGGUCUAGUAGGUGAGCAUGUUGGUUAUUAUAUUGGUGGAUAAAUGGAUUUUUAGCAAACUUGGAAAAGAUUGGCUUUAGUUAGGCGAUUGUGAUCUUGAACCAAAUUUUAUGGUGAAUUAUGAGAUUUUUUAUGGAUUAGUUAGUUGAUUGUGAUCUUGAGGAGAUAGUCAAAGAUAUUCUAUGAAUUAUUUAAUCAUAUACAGUUUGGAUUUAGUUAGGUGAUUGUUAUAUUGAGCUAAAUUUCUCUGUGAUUUAUGAGACUUUAGUUGGAUUUAGUUAGGUGAUUGUGUCUUGAUGAGAAGAUAAUCAAAGAUGUUUGGUGGAUUAUGAGAUUUUAGGUCUAAUAACUGAGCAUGGUGAUUAUUAUAUUGGUGGAUAAACAAAUAUUUAAUUUAGUUUGAAACAAUUUGGUUUAGUUCGGUGAUUGUGAUCUUUUAACCAAAUUUUAGGGCGGAUUAUAAGGUUUUGGUUGGAUUUAGUUAGGUGAUUUUGAUUUUGACAAGCUAGUAAAAGAUGUUAAGUGGAUUAUGUGAAUUUAGAUCUACUAGGUGAGCAUGUUGAUUAUUAUAUUGGUUGAUAGAGAUGAGAGCCCACAAGUGAGUCAAGGCAAUGAUGCCACUACUGAAAAUAAUUGGUAAACAAGGCAACAGAGAAGAGACCGGGGUAGUGGCAGCAGAUGGACUUUGAUCCAGCAUCCCACGUGCCUGUGCACUCUCCAUUCCCCGCUGAUCCGGCUUGCUGUCCUUGUCCUGUUUGCGGAUUUUGUGUCACGCACUUGAUUAAGCAUCCCACGUUCUCCUAAUGUGCGCCCUUGGCCUUGACGAUAGAUAGCGCCGUGUUCUCGGGCGUGUCCUGUGGGUAAAAUUCAGGUAUGCGUCGAUUGUCUGAGCUCUUGCUCGCCAUUGGUGGUGCUUGAGCGUGCGGUCAUGGUGUUGCCCAGCAAGGGAACACGGGAGUGGGAUCAAGACAGCACACAUAGCAACCCGUCACCAGGCAACGGACACCCGUCCACACUUAUAGGGAGUGAAGGUGGACACAAAGGUGGAUGUUGAGAUCCAUAGCAGUCUCAAAAGUGUGCUCAUUAGUAAGACCAACACGAGCAAGAAGAUCGUGGAUAUACUCCUCUUAGGAAAUAAAGAAGCCAUUAGAGGUAGAAGAAACCUCAAUCUCAAGGAAGUAGCAACUUCUUUAGUAAACAUGAAGCAAUUUGGAUUUAGUUAGGGCAUUGUGAUAUUGAACCAAAUUUCAUGUUGGAUUACGAGAUUUUAGAUGGGUGUAGUCAGUUGAUUGUGAUCUUGAGGAGAUAGUCAAAGAUAUUUGAUGGAUUAAUUAACCUUGACCAAUUUGAAUUUAGUUAGGCUAUUAUGAUAUUGAGCCAAAUUUCACGAUGAUUUAUGUGAUAUUAGGUGGAUUUAAAUAAGUUAUUAUGAUCUUGAGAAGAUAGUCAAAGAUGUUCGGUGGAUGUUAAGAUUUUAGGUCUAGUACGUGAGCAUGGUGACUAUUAUAUUAGUGGAUAAACAGACGUUUAAUUUAUAGAUGAUUGUGGUCUUUUAAUUUAGUUAGAUGGUUGUGAUCUUUUAAGCAAAUUCACGGUGGAUUUUGAUGUUUGGGUUAGAUUUAGUUAGGUGAUUAUGAUCCUCACGAGAUAGUCAAAGAUGUUUGAUGGAUUAUGUGAGAAUUUAUGUCUAGUAAGUGAGCAUGGUGUUUAUUAUAUUGGUGGAUAAAUAGAUUUUUAGUAAACUUGGAGCAAUUUGGAUUUAGUUAGGCGAUUGUGAUUUUGGACCAAAUUUAAUGGUGAAUUACGAGAUUUUAAAUGGAUUGAAUUAGUUGAUUGAGAUCUUGAGGAGAUAGUCCAAGAUGUUUGGUUGAUUAAUAAAUCUUUUUUAACACGGUACAUACGCAAGUGCUCAUAUAAGCGUGCAUACACUCACCCCUAUGAACGCACGCACGCACACUUCGAGAGACUGAGCCGACAUAUCAUCUCUAGAUUGUACGAAGUCACCAUAGGCGUCUCGUAGUCGACAGAAACAAUUUGGAUUUAGUUCGGUGAUUGAACCAAAUUUCUCGGUGAUUUAUUUCAUUUUAGGUGGAUUUAGUUAGGUGAUUGUGUCUUGAGAAGAUAGUCAAUGUUCAUUGGAUUAUGAGAUUUUAGUUAUGGAAAUGAGCACAGUGAUUAUUAUAUUGGUAGAUAUAUAGAUAUUUGAUUUAGUUUGGAUCAAUGUGGAUUUAGGUAGGUGAUUAUGAUCUUUUAACCAAAAGUUUACGAUGGAUUAUGAGGUUUUUGUUGGAUUUAGUUAGGUGAUUGGGAUCUUGACGAGCUAGUAAAAGUUGUUUGGUAGAUUAUGUGAAUUUAGGUCUAGUAGGUGAGCAUGUUGGUUAUUAUAUUGGUGGAUAAAUGGAUUUUUAGCAAACUUGGAAAAAAUUGGAUAUAGUUAGGCGAUUGUGAUCUUGAACCAAAUUUUAUGAUAGAUUAUGAGAUUUCUUAUGGAUUAGUUAGUUGAUUGUGAUCUUGAGGAGAUAGUCAAAGAUAUUCUGUGUAUUAAUUAAUCCUAUACAAUUUGGAUUUAGUUAGGUGAUUGUGAUAUUGAGCUAAAUUUCUCUGUGAUUUAUGAGAUUUUAGUUGGAUUUAGUUAGGUGAUUGUGUCUUAUGAAGAUAAUCAAAGAUGGUUGGUGGAUUAUGAGAUUUUAGGUCUAAUAACUGAGCAUGGUGAUUAUUAUAUUGGCGGAUAAACAAAUAUUUAAUUUAGUUUGAAACAAUUUGGAUUUAGUUUGGUGAUUGUGAUCUUUUAACCUAAUUUUACGGUGGAUUAUAAGGUGAUUGUGAUUUUGACAAGCUAGUAAAAGAUGCUCGGUGGAUUAUGUGAAUUUAGGUCUAGUAGGUGAGCAUGUUGAUUAUUAUAUUGGUUGAUAGAGAUGAGGGCCACACAAGUGAGUCAAGGCGAUGAUACCACCACUGAAAAUAACUGGUAAACAAGGCAACAGAGGAGAGACUGGGGGUAGUGGCAGCAGAUGGACUUUGAUCCAGCAUCCCACAUGCCUGUGCACUCUCCGUUCCCCGCUGAUCCGGCUUGGUGUCAUUGUCCUUUGCGGAUUUUGUGUCACGCACUUGAUUAAGCAUCCCACGUUCUCCUAAUGCGCGCCCUUGGCCUUGACGAUAGGUAGCGCCGUGUUCUCGGGCGUGUCCCGUGGGUAAAAUUCAGGUAUGCGUCGAUUGUCUGAGCUCUUGCUCCCAUUGGUGGUGCUUGAGCGUGCGGUCAUGGUGUCGCCCAGCAAGGGAACACGGGAUGUGGGAUCAAGACAGCACACAUAGCAACCCGUCACCAGGCAACGGACGCCCGUCCGGACUUACAGGGAGUGGAGGUGGACACAAAGGUGGAUGUUGAGCUUCAUAGCAGUCUCAAUAGUGUGCCCACCAGUAAGAGCAACAUGAGCAAGAAGAUCCUGGAUAUACUCCUCUUAGGAAAUAAAGAAGCCAUUAGGGGUAGAAGAAACCUCAAUCUCAAGGAAGUAGCGAUUUCUUUAGUAAAUAUGGAGCCAUUUGGAUUUAGUUAGUCGAUUGUGAUCUUGAACAAAUUUCAUGGUGAAUUACGAGAUUUUUCAAUGGAUUUAGUUGAUUGUGAUCUUGAGGAGAUGGUCAAAGAUGUUCGGUGUAUUAAUUAAUCUUGAACAAUAUGGAUUUAGUCAGGUGAUUGUGAUACUGGACCAAAUUUCUCUGUGAUUUAUGAGAUUUUAGUUGGAUUUAGUUAGGUGAUUGUGUCUUGAGAUGAUAAUAAAAAAUAUUUUAUGGAUCAUGAGAUUUUAGGUCUAGUAGAUGAGCAUGGUGGUUAUUAUAUUGGUGGAUAAACAAAUCUUUGAUUUAGUUUGGAACAAUUUUCAACCAAAUUCACGGUGGAUUUUGAGGUUUUGUUGGAUUUAGUUAGGUGACUGUGAUCUCAACGAGUUAAUCAAAGAUGUUUGGUGAAUCAUGUUAGUUUAGAUCUAGUAAGUGAGCAUGGUGGUUAUUAUAUUGAUGGAUAAAUGGGUCUUUAGUAAACAUGGAGCAAUUUGGAUGUAGUUAGGUGAUUUUGAUCUUGAACAAAUUUCACGGUGGAUUACGAGAUUUUCAAUAGAUUUAGUUAGUAGAUUGUGAUCUUCGGAAGAUGUCAAAGAUGUUCUGUGGAUUAAUUAAUGUUAAACAAUUUGGAUUUAGUUAGAUGAUUGCAAUAUUGAACCAAAUUUCUCUGUGGUUGAGAUUUUAGUUGGAUUUAGUUAGGUGAUUGUGUCUUGAGAUGAUAAUCAAAGAUGUUUGAUGGAUUAUGAGAUUUUAGGUCUAGUAGAUGAGCAUGGUGGUUACUAUAUUGGUGGAUGAACAGAUAUUUAAUUUAGUUUGGAACAAUUUGGAUUUCGUUAGGCGAUUGUGAUCUUGAACCAAAUUUUAUGGUGGAUUAUGAGAGUUUUGAUGGAUUAGUUAGUUGAUUGUGAUCUUGAGGAGAUAGUCAAAGAUGUUUGGUGUAUUAAUUAAUCUUGAACAAUUUGGAUUUAGUUAGGUGAUUGUGAUAUUGAACCAAAUUUCUCUGUGAUUUAUGAGAUUUUAGUUGGAUUUAGUUAGGAGAUUGUCUCUUAAGAAAGUAGUGAAACAUGUUUGGUGGAUUAUGAGAUUUAGGUCUAAUAGUUGAGCAUGAUGAUUAUUAUAUUGAUGGAUAAAUGAAUCUUUAAUAAAUUUGGAACAAUUUGGAUUUAGUUAGCGGACUGUGAUCUUUAACCAAAUUUUAUGGCCAUGCUCCGCCUCUUCCUCGAGGAGCUUGUGCAGUGCGGUGGUGCGGCGGCUCGUGCGGCGUGCGGUGGCCUCAGAAGAUGGGCGUUGACACCUGCAGCUUGUGCACAAUGAUGACUCCAUGUAUCUCCUGCGCCCCGCAACCCUCUCCUUCCCGGCAUAGGAGGAGCAGGAGCAAGGAUGCCGAGGUGGUUCAGUCGCAAGGAAGAGUAGGAAGAUCAGUCAGAGAGGGUUUCACAUACCCCUUCUACACUGACAAGUCUUUGCUUUUCAGGAUUGCCAUGGGAGCUUUGGAUGGCGGUCUUGAUAUUGCGCACAGUGACAAGAGAUUGCUGGCUUCAAGAAGGAUAAGAAGCAGCUGGGCGUCAAUAGCUGAUGAGGAAUCUAAGAAGUACCAAUCUCACUUCAGUGAGUACAUCAAGAAGAAUAUUGCGGCCGAUGACAUGGAAGCACUGUACAAGAAGGUUCACGCUACCAUUCGUGCUUAUCCUACCAUGGCAAAAUCAACGAAGGAACCUCCAAAGACGCACAAGAGUUAGAUAUAUCUUGCUUUUUAUUAAAGUCAAACAACUGAUAAUAAAGUUUAUCAAUAUGUAGUAAUGUGUAUAAAUGUUUUCUCAUACUCAUGUAGUCCGUUCAUUCCUAAACUAUAUGUUCUUCUUUUGUUAAAACCUUGAAAUAUUAAGAUGUUAGGGUAAAUAAAUUCCUUCAGAAUCAAUAAUAGAAAUGUUUUGCUAUGCAACAAGAUACAGUUGUAUGCAAAAAAUAAUCUUGUCUUAUAUAGAGUUAUAUAUCAAAACUAUGGAUUUUCUAUGCACUUCUUGUAAUCAUUAAUGUUCAUUGUCUUUGUUCGGAUUUUGUUGGGCACCUGCGGCAACGCGCUGUCAGACACGACAGACGCUGCCAGGUCUGCGUCGACAUCAUGCUCACGGAGCCUGGUCUCCGCGUUGUGUUCUCCAUCUUGCAGUGCAUGAUGAACUACACGCUAAAGUUCAGCUGAAGUUCCCCUGUUAUCUUCUACUACAAGAGUUCUGUCGAUUUGUACUACUUGGCUGCAAAUGUAUGCCGUUUGCAUCACCAUACGGAUAGUGGUUUGUUCUUCUGGCAUUAUUGAUGGUUCUCAUCAUAGCCAUACUGAAUGAUGGCAAGUGGCAUCUCUGAAUUUAUCAUAUGAAUUAUGACUUUAUGAGCUUGCUUGGCUACUGACCUGCUGUGUGGGAAGGGCAUCCUUUUACCAGAGCUAUAUUGAUUUUAAUAUGCUCCAUUUCCUUCAGGGUUUCUGAAUAUACUCGCAAGUCGCAACCAUGGCCUUACAGUGCUACACGCCUCUGCUGAAGCCCCAACUGGCCCAAGUCUCGGUCAACCCUUCCAUUAACACGAUACAGAUUCCAGAGUCAGUGCUCCGCCCCUCUGCUGAAGCCCUUACUGGCCCAAGUCUCGGCCAGCCCUUCUCUAAAUCGAUGCAGAUUGCAGAUUUGCCUUGCACCAAUAUGCUCCUUGCAUAAGCUAGUAAUCUCUGGCCAUAUUUCAUUUUUUAUCCUACUUGCAUCAUGCCUGAUGACUUUUUUUGUGCCACCAAUUUUAGUGUAUGUUCGAGGUGUAGCAGAUUUUACGGAUCUUUUUUGUGUGUCAUUGCUUCAUCAAAUGGGAAUUUAAGUAAUGGGAGAUUCGUCAAAUGGAAAUUUAAACCAAUUUAUGAUUUGGUGAGGAAUCUAUAUAUAUUAGUGUGUGUUGUUACGUUGAGCUCUAAAUAACGGGGAGCACACAAAAUUACAUUCAAUCCAAAUAGGGCUGGUGUUUGCAUCUGUAUUCUGUAGUUCUGUAUGUUGAAUUCAAAUAAACUGCUUCUUUUUGGGUGUUCAUUUUCGUCUUAAUAAUGGUGAUUGUUAUUCACUUGGAAUCAUCAUGUAAACCUAGCUGGACAUGGUCAAACUAUAAUUUUCCAUGUUUCAAAAUAUUAUAUGGUUUAGUACUUUGUUCUGAGAGUCUUUCUUCCCAGAAUGGAUUUUUUCCCAGUAUUCUCCUAAAUCUUUUUGGUGUCUUGAUGUGAUCUGGUCAUCAUGCAUGAACUGUAUUGAAUUCUUGUAAGGAAGCAUUUGAAUGUUACUUGUCCUGGUCUAAUUAUCUGCAAUCCACAGGUUAUGGAACUGCACUUGCAUUGGUAGCAGGAAUGACCUUGCUUGGGCGACCUUCUCUGUUAUGAUAUUGUUGUCUAAGUUAAAAAAACCUGAAUCUGCUCCAUGGUUUUGUUAUGUUGGAUGUGCCCCAAGAAGCUUCUUUCUUUUGAUUUUUGUUGUCAAUAUAUUCUGUGGAUGCUCCUCAUACUCAUUAUGAAACGUUCUUCAUAACUAUGGCGAAUCACAUGAAGUUCAAAUGUUAGCAUAGCUACUAAGUUGUAUGUUCGGCAAUGACACAAUGCAUAGGUCAAGUGUUAGUUUUCUGAAACUAUUGUACUGUGAACUGAUGCUAACUUCCUCACUGUAGUUUGGCCAACAUCGAGCUGCGGUACCUGGAGUUGAUGUGGAGGAAAAGACCUUAGCAAGACUAUUGACCGUCGCCUUGCAACUCAAUUUCUUCAGAAGUGUCUUGGCCUAAGAUAUGACAACUUGAGAAUUCAGAUUUUCUGUAGCGCAGAACCCAUUAGCUCCUAUCUUUGUGCUAGCUAAACUUGAACUUAAGUUGUAGUGUUGUAGUCAAAUUAUUUAUGUACUGAAUUUUUGUUCUUUUAUGUGCAUUGGCGUGUCAAUUUC
Molecule: messenger RNA, 10476 nt
Organism: Triticum aestivum (bread wheat)
Lineage: Eukaryota; Viridiplantae; Streptophyta; Magnoliopsida; Poales; Poaceae
Product: 60S ribosomal protein L5-1
Exons: 9
Coding region: 7807-8265 (152 amino acids)
Biological process (GO): ribosomal large subunit assembly; translation
Cellular component (GO): ribosome; cytosolic large ribosomal subunit
Molecular function (GO): structural constituent of ribosome; 5S rRNA binding
Source: RefSeq, a predicted model, not a curated record